Molecule: messenger RNA, 1751 nt
Organism: Hypomesus transpacificus
Lineage: Eukaryota; Metazoa; Chordata; Actinopteri; Osmeriformes; Osmeridae
Product: THAP domain-containing protein 6-like
Exons: 6
Coding region: 1-933 (310 amino acids)
Source: RefSeq, a predicted model, not a curated record
AUGCUAAGUUGGCCUGAUAAUUUCCUGUUGACACAACAGGAAACGCUCAACAUAUCCGUGUUAGCAUUUCUUCUUCUUUCCCUUAAUGGCAGAUUGCAAACAACAUUGCGAGGUAGCAGAAGAAACAAGAUGCCAGACCACUGUGCAGCAUAUGCUUGCUCAAAUAGGCGGACCCUCGCAAAUAGGGCUCGGGGGAUUAGUUUUCACAAACUCCCAAAUCUUCCGUUUUCAUUUGGAAGGUUUCCCAAGGACAAAUAUAUGAGGAAGAAGUGGGAAGUGGCUCUGAGGAGAGAAGGAUUCACCGCAAGUGAUUCAUCAGUGCUUUGCAGUCAACAUUUUAAGCAGGGCGAUUUUGAUAGGACGGGUCAGAUUAUCCGACUCCGAGAUGGUGUUAUCCCAUCCGUCUUCAGCUUCUCGGUUCACCUCCAAAGAUUGGAAAAGGGCAGGACUACGUCUACCUCCAGAAGAGCUGAAGAAAGCAUGUCCGUGGCCUCUCAGGAUGCCCAAGAAACGGCGACCUCACCUCCACAACCUCAGCCUAAUGAUGAUCAUGGCUAUGCCUUGCCUGCUUCUCCUACCGCUGUUAAGACCCGACUCAAUGAAGCCUUGGCAAGACUGGAAAGUCUGGAGCGAGAGAAGAAGAAUGCCAUGGCCAGAGAAAAGAGGGCAAAGACCACCGUGACAAGUCUUUUGGGGGAUUUGAGGAAAAAGAACCUCAUUAAUGAAGAGCUCAAAGAGAAGCUUGAAUUCUACUCCGAUCUUCAGAUAGACCUCAUGGCAAAGCAGGGCCAUGGGUACACCAAGGACUACAGAGAGUUUGCGCUCAUGCUCCAUCUCCACGGUCCAAAGGCAUACAAAUACCUCCGAGAGACUCGACAUUUUCCCCUCCCACAUCCGCAUACGUUACAAAGGUGGAUGCCAAGCCUGGCCUGAACAAGCGGUGGCUGGAUGUGCUGGAGAGAAGGUGCCAGGGAGACCAGGUUCAAUAUGGAUGUGUUUCACUCACGUUGGAUGCCAUGUUCAUCAGAAAACACGGUGUUGCUACCGAGGCUCUUGUGUUCAUGGGGGUUGGCCUACAAGGACAUUGGAAGUCUGGGAAGGAAGGACAUAGGGAGUCAGGUGGCUGAGCGGUUAGGGAAUCGGGCUAGUAAUCUGAAGGUCGCCAGUUUGAUUCCCGGCUGCGCCAAAUGACGUUGUGUCCUUGGGCAAGGCACUUCACCCUACUUGCCUCGGGGGGAAUGUCCCUGUACUUACUGUAAGUCGCUCUGGAUAAGAGCGUCUGCUAAAUGUAAGUCAAGUCGAAGUCGAGUCAAAGUCUCCCAUGGCUUACUUCCUGACCAAGUCUCUCUCUCCAGAGACUCGAAGGGUCCUUGUCAGUCAUGCUUUGGAGGAGCUGCAUGCACGGUGCAUUUGGGUGAUAUUUGUGUACCAAUGGAUGGGCUUGCCUCCAAUGUCAGCGUGCAACCAACUUGGGUGGACUGUGAGCUGAAGGGAGACUCACGAGAGCCGCUUCAAACCAGUUUCUGGCAUCCGGUGACUGGCAAGAAAGUAUGUGUAAGGAUGGACGCUUACCGCGUGCUCAAGUUGGCAUGUAAUAUGUUGCAGGUAAAUGAUGAUCGUCCGGGAGGAGUUCGGAAUGGAGGAUGUUGUUCUGCUUGGGGAACAUUGAGGAGACACAGUUUGGCAUCGACAACCUGAACUCAGGUUGACACGGAGUCUCUUGUUGAAAAAAUAAACGACCUCUGUCCCCG